CGUUGUAUUUGCUUCGAGAAUAGCGUACACGAAAUAUACGAGAUGUAUUACGGUAUCUGUUGGCUAUGCGCAUUACUUGCUGGAGGACAGUUAAUAGAGGCGACGACGAAGGCGCAUCGCUCUUAUCGCGACGAUGCGCAUCCCGGCAAGUGCACGCUCAAUGAGACAGUUAUCCUCUCACCAGGUGAAUCUGAGAUAUCGACGGAGUUUUGUGGGCGCUAUGAUUGUUUAAAUAGAGAGGGUGUUGUCGAAAUUGCCAUUUGCGGUAUCCAUAGGCCCUCAGAAGGCUGCGAAUGGGGCGAUCCUAAAGAUGAGAACGCGCCAUACCCAAAAUGUUGUGAACGCUACCAGAUAUGCGCCUAGAAAACAAAAUAAAACAGUGGCAUCAUGUUGAUAUUUGGUUAUUCAAUUGUAAAGUUCAUUUAAUAAAGUAAUUUUAUUUUUCUGGUUUAUUGCA
Bactrocera tryoni is the source of this 457-nucleotide messenger RNA. RefSeq lists its product as uncharacterized. The record is from RefSeq and is a predicted model, not a curated record. The coding region runs from base 43 to 363 and encodes 106 amino acids. The transcript has 3 exons. Lineage: Eukaryota; Metazoa; Arthropoda; Insecta; Diptera; Tephritidae.